Messenger RNA from Aspergillus pseudotamarii, 1155 nucleotides. Its product is annotated as mitochondrial 37S ribosomal protein bS6m. Gene Ontology annotation, biological process: translation. Bases 207 to 572 code for a protein of 121 amino acids. Gene Ontology annotation, cellular component: mitochondrial small ribosomal subunit; ribosome. The transcript is spliced from 3 exons. The record is from RefSeq and is a predicted model, not a curated record. Gene Ontology annotation, molecular function: small ribosomal subunit rRNA binding; structural constituent of ribosome. Lineage: Eukaryota; Fungi; Ascomycota; Eurotiomycetes; Eurotiales; Aspergillaceae.
AAGUCGUGAUAAAGAAGAGGGAAAGUUGGAGUCCGCGGAGAGAUUGCGCAGGUUAAGUAGUAGCUUACAUCGUUCCCGGACUGAUAAGCGCGCCAAGACUGCUGAUAAGCGCCUCUACAAUCCGUUGGCCGCAAGUCGGGAAAAUCUCAUCGUCCCCAUCCCGUUAUUCUUCUCCGACGCUAUCUACCCCCACACCGAUUGCGGCCAUGUUGUACGAGCUGAUUGCCAUUGUCCGUCCGGGCAGUCUCCACGAGGUCCGAGAAAUCGCCCGUAAUGCUGGCAUUCAGGUCCUGCGCUCCGGCGGCGUAGUCCGCGGAUACACCAACUGGGGCACCUUCCGACUCCCCAAGCCCACCACAAAGCACCAGGCCAGAUACACGGAAGGUCACCACUUUAUUAUGCGUUUCGAUGCCUCCGGCCCCGUACAGAUGGCUGUCCGCAGAACCCUCGGUCUCGAUCCCCGGAUGGUUCGGUUUUCGGUGGUCAAGCUGGGCGACAAGCUUGAAGACAUCAAGGAUGUCCAGGGCAAGGUUGAGUGGAACAACGCACGCAACAUUUCCGAGUCUAUCUAAAAGAUAUCGCUUCUUUGAUUACGGAUUGGAUGGAUGAAAUGAAGAAGAGCCGUUGUACAGCUCAUCUAGGUUGUUGAUUUACAUUCGGACAUUGAUGGUUCACUGUAUUAUUGGGAUUGAGGAUUGUAUUUUUGUACUAUCAUACCAGCAUCGCAGGCGCACAUAUAUAUAUAUAUCACUUAAUUGGGUUUCAUUUUGAGGUGCCAUUCUACACCUGUCCAGAUUCUCCAUGGGCUGCUCAACGUGACACGUGACUUAUAUCAAACAGCAGCGCUAUCAUAGCCCAGUUCGAAAGGACUUUACUUUCGCUUAUUAGACUUUAUGCUAGUUUAUUACCACUAGAUGAUCAUCGCAUCCGGCCAUUUGGUUGGCAACAUGUGCUUUGCAGAAGUGGUUUCCGAUUCCUUUUGUGUCGAAUCACUCUGAUGUAAAUAUGCCGAGUUACACUUGGAAAUUUGCGGUGUAUUCUCAGUGUAGCUACUUGAGAAGUUUUGAUCCCCCACAGAGUUGGCAAAAGCCAUCUAUAUGUUGAGAUUCACAAUGAAGGCAGUCGAAACCUCCACCCGAUCAGCCGAGGUUCGCC